Folsomia candida is the source of this 789-nucleotide messenger RNA. RefSeq lists its product as uncharacterized. The transcript has 3 exons. Bases 180 to 635 code for a protein of 151 amino acids. NCBI's taxonomy places the organism in Eukaryota, Metazoa, Arthropoda, Collembola, Entomobryomorpha, Isotomidae. The record is from RefSeq and is a predicted model, not a curated record.
AUGAGGGUAAAAGGCCUAGGAGCAAGAAAGCAAUUUGGUCGGACGACUCGGAAUCGGACCGAUCCCCGAGAUGAGACGCCAAGAACAAGACGACCCACAAGGGCAGAAAGGAAGCCGAGAAGAAACAUAAGGAUAGCGACCGUAGACGAGAAGAAGUUAAGGAUGCGGAAAAGAAGCCCAUGAAAAAGUCUAACGAAGGACCUAGGCAGGGAUCGGGAUCUGGAACUAAGCGAAAAGCUGGCGACGACGAUAAUAAGCCUGCGAAGAGGAUCGUGAAGGACCAAGUCAAGUCGGCCGUGAAGGACGCUAAGCGGAAGACAUCCAAGAAGGAUCCCCAGCCUCACUUCAGCGGCGGAGGAGCAGGUGAACAGCCAGGUACAAUUAAGAAAAACUUCUCGUCCUACGAAGAGAAGAAAGAUUCGCAAAAUUCAAUUUGGUGGGAGGGGUUUUUAGGAGGCGAAUACUACCUCCGACUCCAAACAUGGCAUAACAACUCAAAAACAUAUUUAUCUUUACGCAAAAAUCAAAAUGUGGGCGCAAAUAUUCUGGUCGACCACUAUUGGUCAUUAGUAAAAGCGUUAGAAGAAAUGCGCAACGACGUUGGUAGCAUGCUCCCGGCAAAACCGGACGCUUAGAGCUUUAUUUGAUGUUAAGCUCACUAAAAGUUUUAAAAUUCAAAUUUUGGUUACAAAUACUAGAUUAUUAGUUAUUGCUCCAUAAAUCCUCUCAAUACUUACCUUCAAAUUAGCACCGGAUCAAUUCUGAAAAUAAAUAAAUUCCAAUACUUCA